ACCUCUUUGCAGCUCAGCUCCAUAUGCAUCUCUUUUUCACACUUCCCUCUCCAUCUCGGGCUCCUACACCUGGUGCAUCACGCAUUUAGCCCAUUAGCUCCGGCUCUUCCUUUCAUCUUCCCCAUGGCAGACGUUUCUAUUUAUCCACUGGCAAUCAAUGUGUGGCGUCACCAGUGGUACUGUAAUGACGACUGCACCAUUGAGGAUGACAGCUUAGAAAGAAGAGGGCAAUGGUGAUCCCUCCCAGAGCAGCACAGCACAGUGGAGCGCUCGCAUCACAAGGUCACCCUAUCUCACCGCUGGCUCCUCUGCAUUGGCAGGAGAGGGUUGCCGGGUUUGCACAAGGCUGGGGCGGGAGCGGGAGGGAGGGGGGGACGAGAUCUGGACUUGUUUCCCCCCUCCCUUAAGCGAAGCCACAAUGGAAACCAGGAAGGAGAUGGUGAUGUUUCUGGAAGGGACACAACUUGGCGCUCUAGUUGGCAAGAGGGUGCCUAAUUUGUCCGAAACAGUGGGGAGCCCCGCACAAGAGCCGCAGGAGAAGAUGAUCCAUCGGAACUGCCUCAGCCCCAGACCUGGCCCCUUGUCGUCCCGGGAGAGAGGAGGAGGAGGAGGAGGUGGCGGAGGAGAAGACGAAGAGGAGGUGGAGGUGCUGCCGGGGACAGGGACGGUGCCGGAGAGCCGCUCGGCGGCGGCAGCACUGCUUUCGGCCGGACAGCAGCCCCCCGCCCCGGAGCCCCCCUCCAGCAAAGGGCAGCAGAGCAGCUCGGACACCGAGUCGGAUUUCUAUGAGGAAAUCGAGGUGAGCUGCACCCCGGACUGCGCCACGGGGAGCGCCGAGUACCAGCACAGCAAAGGGCCGUGCUCCGAGGCGCUGGCCGGCAGCCCCAGCGGCGGGGGGGAUCACCCCAAGGGCAGCGGAGGCAGCGGCGGCUCCCAGGGCUCGCUGGCCUGCAGCGCCAGCGACCAGAUGCGCCGCUACCGCACCGCCUUCACCCGCGAGCAGAUCGCCCGGCUGGAGAAGGAGUUUUACCGGGAGAACUACGUGUCCAGGCCCCGGAGAUGCGAGCUGGCGGCUGCUCUAAAUCUGCCAGAAACCACCAUCAAGGUGUGGUUCCAGAACCGCAGGAUGAAGGACAAGCGGCAGCGCCUGGCCAUGACCUGGCCGCACCCGGCGGACCCGGCGUUUUACACCUACAUGAUGAGCCACGCGGCGGCCACGGGCAACCUGCCCUACCCCUUCCCGUCCCACCUGCCCCUGCCCUACUACUCCCACAUGGGCAUCGGGGCCACCUCGGCCUCCGCCGCCACCCCGUUCAGCACCCCCCUGAGGCCGCUGGACACCUUUCGGGUGCUCUCGCACCCCUACCCGAGACCAGAACUGCUCUGCGCCUUCAGGCACCCCUCUCUCUACCCUGCCCCGAGCCAUGGACUCAGCAGCGCCGGGGGCAACCCCUGCUCCUGCCUGGCUUGCCACGGCAGCCAGUCCAACGGGCUGGCACAGAGACCCUCCGGCUCAGACUUUACCUGUUCGGCCACGACCAGGACUGACUCUUUCCUCACUUUCACGCCCUCUGUGCUGAGCAAAGCGACCUCGGUUUCCAUGGACCAGCGGGAAGAAGUACCUUUAACAAGAUAAGCCUUCGUCUCAGGGUUGUUAAAAAUUCGCCCCUUUCCUGGGCGCGCUGCGACUUAAUGUACCUACAUCCGAUGCUUAUUUAAUCGUGUUCUCUCCCCAGAAGUGGACACCUAUGGAAAAAAAAAAAAAAAAAAAAAAAAAAAGACUAAAAAAUAGCUCGGUCUUGAAAGGAUUUACAUUCCAAGGGGUGGGGUGGGGAAGAAGAAAAGAAAACGGCUAGUGAUUUAUCUCAAAGAAGGAUUUUAGGCACGGAAGAGAAACAACACCAAGCCGAAUGAAACACAUUUCAGUAACUAAGAAAUGAGCUGGGACUUUCUUUUCAAUUGACGGACUUCCUAUCGGGGGCUGGGACUUCUGCAGGUCACGGCAACAAACCUUAUGCACAAACCUACGAGAUUGAGAAGGAAAAUCUGAAAUACUUGAAAGAAACAUUGUCUUGAUAACGAAAUGGCUUGUGCGCAUGAAGAAAGCAAAGAUGUAAUCUCUCAGAGUGUUCAGAAAAUAAAAACAACGAGCAAAGAGCAAAACCAAAAGGUUUCAGGAUUGCAACUCAACAGUAUUAUCCAGUUAUUUCUAUAGCGAAAAAACGAUGCUUUACCAUAAAGAAAAAACUGACAUUCUGUACAUUGC
Messenger RNA from Anas platyrhynchos (mallard), 2266 nucleotides. It is a transcript of the gene EVX1, whose product is annotated as even-skipped homeobox 1. NCBI's taxonomy places the organism in Eukaryota, Metazoa, Chordata, Aves, Anseriformes, Anatidae. Gene Ontology annotation, biological process: regulation of transcription by RNA polymerase II. Gene Ontology annotation, cellular component: nucleus. Gene Ontology annotation, molecular function: RNA polymerase II cis-regulatory region sequence-specific DNA binding; DNA-binding transcription factor activity, RNA polymerase II-specific. The record is from RefSeq and is a predicted model, not a curated record.